UCUUUAUUGUUGGAAAAUGAAUACCGUAUUCAUAAUCGAUUGCAUUAUUAUACAUUUAUAUGUUAAUACGGUUUGGAAAUUGUAUUCAACAAUUUAUCAAAAUUGUGACAUCCUUUUUGUGACCCCGCCUCUGAUGAGUCUGGUACCGGCGUGACGUCAAAUCAAGUUGUGUUGACAUCAAGCUAACGGCUAUAUACAGGAGAUCAACCAACCCUUGUCGACUUGCUAGGUAGAUCCAACAUUAAUGUUCUGAUGGUGUUAUUCGGAUAUUCGUGGUCUCGCACACAUGCUCGUGGUGUUCUGUGCAUUAGACAUGCAGAACGGAUAUAACGAGAUUGGGUUUGUGCAGCAAAUUCUUAGCUUGAAUUUGGUCCCUAGGAAAAAUGGAACCAAUCGAGGCAACGACACAUCGCUUAGCGACUUCUCAGAGAUGUGGUAUGGAGUCUUCUUGUGGGCUGCUGUCUCUUCACUGGUGUUCCACCUCCCCGCUGCUCUCCUGGCCCUCGCCACCCUGCGACAACACAAAAUAGCCCGCUUCAUGCCCAUUGCCAUCAUACUGAUGAGUAUCGUGGGCCCUGUGUGUGGUGGUGUCCUUACCAGUGCCGCCAUUGCUGGGGUGUACAAAGCAGCAGGGAAGAGGAUGAUCUCCUUGGAGGCCUUGGUGUUUGGAGUGGGCCAGUCCUUCUGUGUCCUCAUUAUCUCCUUCUUAAGAGUCCUAGCUACACUCUAGCACUGGGACACAGGAACUCAAGGAGGGAGAGGGGGGCAUGCAAUCAGCAGGACGGCAUAUGCAAGACAGCUGUUCCUUCAGAGGCCUUAUUUUCUAUAUCUGUUAUCGGAUGACUUUGUUUGAUACAUGAUUAGUUGCCAAAGUGGUAUAUUUCAGGGCUGGUCAGGGGCUCUGUUUUUCUAUGUGUGUUAUCAUCAGCCUUCUCAUUCUGCGUGUUAUAGAUGUAUCAUACACAUAGCUGAGAAUGAAACAUUCCAGCAUGCAGGAAAUUUGUGCUCUACAAUUUGGAUGAAUACACUCCAUUUAUACUGUCUCGAUAGUUCCACAACCUGGUAAAGACAACAAGUCUGAUGUGCAUGCCAUCAGACAAACACUAAAGGAGAGCAUUCUCUGCUCUGUUCCACCACAGACCAAUCAGCUUAAAUACAAUGUCUUGACUGAGGUGUGAUGUAUUCACAAUGAGGCACAGUGCUCGACGAUAUUGAAAUUGAAAUAUCUAAGUCAGACAUAGCUACAACUUAAGCUUUUAUUUCCACAUAUAUAUUUCUCUUUCUCUCUCUCUCCAUAUUCCAACUUGGGGUGUGUCUAAUUAUAAUUUUAAAAUAUAUAUAUAUUUAAGUCCAUUCCAGCUUCUUCUGUAAGCAGAGGCAAUAGAGAGAAGUGGAGACAAUGAAGAGAAGGAAAGUUGUAAGUUCCCAAUCUCUUUGUAUAUUGCUGAGCAAAUCAUAGGGAAUAGUGUUGACUAAUCUCAUAUUUAUUUUAUUUUCCUUAAAUAUAAUGUUUUCAAUAUUGUUAGGGUAUUUUUAGAUAGUUGAUCUGUGGGUUAUAUCAGUGUAUAUACAAAAUACUUUUUCUGAGUGAAAUCUUUACACAAAACAGUUGCAGACUGUUCUAAGUUCUCUGGUGGCGUCAGUGUGCUUAUAUAAUUUAAUAUCUCUUGAGAACCUUUUCAGCAUUGCUCUUUUUUUGUUAAUGUUCUAUUGGCCUUAAUGAUGUUAAAGGUGUACAGUAUGUAGGAAUAGUGUAAUAUAUUGUUACUUUGGCAUUGAUUAUGCUAAACUAAUAAGAGGCAACCUCACUCUAAACCAUGAAUGUGAAUCAGAUUUCCUUAAAAUUCCUUGUGGAAUUUCUUAAAUCUUUUUACCAAAGAGAACCUAAAACAUAUGUACACCUGGUUUUAGUUUGAACUGAUAGCCCCCUUGUCCCAAAAUCCUGCUUUAAUUAAGGGCUCUAUUCAAUCUGUAUCGCUGAAGCAUUCCAGAUUUCGGGGUGUAAAGGUGUUUACUGUGAAUGCAGUCUCUGCUAAUGCUGAAACACUGCCUUUACAUUUGAUUCGCGCUGUAACGCUGAACUUCCGUAAUACGGAUUGAAUAGAGCCCUAAAGGUUUCGGUAUUGUGUCCAGACUUAUAAAUCAUGAGCCGUGUGUAAGAACGAGGUAAAAGUCCAACUCCGCGAGAAAAAAGUCCCAAUCCACCAUAGAAAAGCACAGCUUUGCAGAUGUCUCUAUUCUAAGCCAAGAGUAGCAGACUAGUGAAAUCAAGCAUUACAGUCCAACAAAAAGCUUUUUGUGUUUUGUUAUUCAGCAUGGCUACAUGCAUAUUGUUCAAAACUAUCAGCAGUGUAGUGGUCAUUAGUGCAGUAACAAAACCACAUCCUUUUCAAAACACUAGUGUGGUGGACUGGUUAUAGGAACAAAUGAGGAUGGUUGGCCAUCACACUAUUUGGUAGUGGUUCAUUAUUGUAAUGUAGACAGAUUUGUGGUGAUUAAAGUUUCUUAGCAGCAGGCUAGAGCUGUUCUGUCUGGCAGUGAUAUCAUGAGGGGUGACAUGUUGAAAGCCAUGCUCUGCUUAUCUGGGCCUUGAACACCUCAAUUCCACAGAAUGUUUAUUUUUCUAAAGUUCUUUAACUUUCCUUAUUGUAGCAUGACUGCACACUACUGUUUGUUAUAUAGCUAGUUGGUUUGUCUUGCUUUAAAUAAAUGAAUGCUCUUUCUUGCCCAUGUGAUUUUAAUCCAUGGAUUGAUUUUGGUUUUACAAGACAAGGUUGAUUUUAUUACAUUAAAUUAAAGUGCCAAUUGUUCAUAUUUUCAUGUAAUAAAAUAUUUCACGUUAUAA
Oncorhynchus nerka (sockeye salmon) is the source of this 2845-nucleotide messenger RNA. Its product is annotated as transmembrane protein 170A-like. The record is from RefSeq and is a predicted model, not a curated record. Bases 287 to 730 code for a protein of 147 amino acids. The transcript is spliced from 3 exons. Gene Ontology annotation, cellular component: endoplasmic reticulum membrane. Lineage: Eukaryota; Metazoa; Chordata; Actinopteri; Salmoniformes; Salmonidae. Gene Ontology annotation, biological process: endoplasmic reticulum tubular network organization.